CCGACACGCGACUGCAGCGCGCACUGAAGAUGGCGGCGGCUGCUGGAAAGUUACUCCGGGCCUCGGUUGCCUGCCAUAUGAGUGCCAUUCCUUGGGGCGUUUCUGCCUCUGCAGCCCUUAGGCCUGCUGCUUCUGGAAGAAAGUGCUUGACAAAUGCGUUGUGGUCUGGUUCUCAUCCAGCAAAACGUGCCUUCAGUACCAGUUCCUCAUACCUUGCUCCUGCUGUCACCCAGCAUGCACCCUAUUUUAAGGGCACAGCCGUUGUCCACGGAGAGUUCAAAGAACUAAGCCUGGAUGACUUUAAGGGGAAAUACCUGGUGCUUUUCUUCUAUCCCUUGGAUUUCACCUUCGUGUGUCCUACGGAAAUCGUUGCUUUUAGUGACAAAGCCAAUGAAUUUCAUGAUGUGAACUGUGAAGUAGUUGCUGUUUCGGUGGAUUCCCACUUUAGCCAUCUUGCCUGGAUAAAUACUCCAAGGAAGAACGGCGGUUUGGGCCACAUGAACAUCCCACUCUUGUCGGAUUUAACUAAACAAAUUUCCCGGGACUACGGCGUGCUGUUAGAAAACCCUGGUCUUGCACUAAGAGGACUCUUCAUCAUUGACCCCAAUGGAGUCAUCAAGCACUUGAGUGUCAAUGACCUCCCAGUGGGCCGAAGCGUGGACGAGACCCUCCGCUUGGUGAAGGCAUUCCAAUUUGUGGAGGCCCAUGGAGAAGUCUGUCCGGCAAACUGGACACCUCACUCUCCUACAAUCAAGCCAAGCCCAACUGCUUCCAAAGAAUACUUUGAGAAAAUAAAUCAGUAGGUCAUCCCACGUGCACCUGUAGCUUCUUACACCAGAGAAGAACCACAGGUUGGAGCCCCGUGUUAGUAUUUCAAAGAUGAUUGUUUAUAGAAGGCAAAAAAAAAAGAAAAUUAUGCUUGUAUU
Molecule: messenger RNA, 926 nt
Organism: Trichechus manatus latirostris (Florida manatee)
Lineage: Eukaryota; Metazoa; Chordata; Mammalia; Sirenia; Trichechidae
Gene: PRDX3
Product: peroxiredoxin 3
Exons: 7
Coding region: 30-803 (257 amino acids)
Biological process (GO): response to oxidative stress; cellular response to stress; hydrogen peroxide catabolic process
Cellular component (GO): mitochondrion; cytosol
Molecular function (GO): thioredoxin peroxidase activity
Source: RefSeq, a predicted model, not a curated record